Messenger RNA from Trichoderma citrinoviride, 3258 nucleotides. RefSeq lists its product as hypothetical. The coding region runs from base 1 to 3258 and encodes 1085 amino acids. Gene Ontology annotation, molecular function: protein binding. The record is from RefSeq and is a predicted model, not a curated record. The transcript is spliced from 6 exons. NCBI's taxonomy places the organism in Eukaryota, Fungi, Ascomycota, Sordariomycetes, Hypocreales, Hypocreaceae.
AUGGCGUAUGACAAGCUCAAGAAAAUGGCCGGCAAGAAAAAGAAGAAAUCAUUUCAGACACACCUGCAUUCCGCGACGACGGUUGAAGACAUGAUGGACUGCCUCCAAAAAGCUUAUGACAACCACAAAAAGCGGGCAUCCUUCAAGUUGCUGGCUCAGUUCCAGAAGCACUCGGAGUGGCUGGGGAAGCUUUUCGAGGCUAUUGAUGGUGUCGUUCAAGCGAACACUGCAAUUCCAUGUUCUAUCUGGUCGCCGUUGCGGUUAUGCUUGCAGGUUUCCAAUUGCCACUCGAUCAUUGCCGAGCAAUUAGUUGUCAUGAUUGAUACAAUUCAUCAAACCAUGGGUCGUAUCAAUAUAUACAAGCAAUUACCACCGAACCCGGCGCUUUACACUGCCCUGCUCAGUGUAUUCACUGAUGUUGUCAACUUCUGCUAUAUCUCCCUCGAUUUAUUCAACCACAGUGUGUUUGUCCGUCUUUUCAAGCUUCUCGUUAGCCCGGCAAAGAAGAAGUUCCAAGGUGUUAUUGAUGAUCUACGACGCCAUACCGAACACCUGGACCUCACUGCGAAUGCCGUAGAACACAUGGAAAUGAGGCAAUUCAGAGAAGAGGCCCGGGUAGAAUCCCGGCUGGAAAACUGGCUCCGAGCAUUGGACUCUCCUAACAUGAGGCAGAGGAAAGAGGAUAUGCUCAAAGACCAGGUGAAAGGCACUUGUGAUUGGAUUUUGUCACACGAAAACUUCAAAACCUGGAAGACGACAAAGGAUAUUCGAGAGCGACUACUUUGUGUUUCCGGAAAAAGCGGUUGUGGAAAGAGCUUCCUUGCUGCAUCAGUCAUCGACCACCUGGCUGCAGAAGCUCAAAACAACAGGAUCUUCUACUUGUUCUUCUCGGAGAAAGGCAAUAAGUACAGAGCCCCUGAAGAUACCUUGGCGCGAUCCGCUCUGUCACAGAUUCUUCAAGAGCUUCAGGGAGACCAGCGCGAAGUCGAGCUCGCUUCGUUGUUGGAUCAGAUGAAUAAGUUCAGCGAUCCUACGACCACAGAUCUUUGGAUGACAGUUCUGAAAGCCAUGGAAAGCUCUCACGAGCCGGCAUUCUGGGUCAUUGAUGGCCUCGACGAAUGCCUGGAUGGACAAAGCCCUUUGGGCGACGAACGCAAACUUGACGAUGCGAUAACAAGGCUGAUGGGAUAUUUCACGGAGCUUCUGACGAGACAUGCCCCCUCUCGGGUGAUGGUACUUGGACGGCCGCAUGCGGUGAAUGCCAUGAAGGAAGAAAAGCUUCCAUAUUUGUCGAUUGCCAUCGACGACAACAUGAUCGUCGACGAUCUCAACAGAUACAUUGAGGCGAAGACAAGAGAGAGUUCAUUUUUGGGCCAAGAGACACAAAAACGUCUCCUCCAAAAUAUCAGCAAGACUUUUCUUGAGAAGUCACAAGGCACCUUUCUCUGGGUGCAAUUGGUGAUGAGCGAUAUCCAGACUUGGGCGUCCUCUGAUGAGGUUGACUCCGCACUCUGCACCCUACCGAAUGGCCUGAGGGCCAGAUACAACCAGAUGGCACGGAGGCUGGAGAACUCCAAGGCGUAUGACAUUGAAGUUGCCAACCAGAUUUUCGGAUUUCUUACCACGGCCGGAAGACCAUUAGAUGUUGAAGAACUUCAAUACGCGCAGGGGAUGGCCCGCUGGAUAGAGAAGAAGGCAAAAGGGAAGGCGACCUUGAAAGAGUGCCUCAUCUAUGGACCAGAGAAGAAGUUUCUGGACCUCUGCGGAGGAUUCGUCCAUAUCCAGCAUGGCAAGGUCAUAUUUGUGCAUUUAUCUGCAAAGGAAUACUUGCUGGAGUUUGCCGUGGAAACCAAAUUCAAGGUUGAUCUCAUCGCUUCGCACGAACUUUUCAGCAAAUCAUGUUUCGAUUUUGGCUUCUUGCAUGGCUUGGAAGAGGACUUGACGAUUUUUCUGAGAGGGCUGCAGUCAAGUGAUCUCAGGAAAUUGAGCGCCGUACCCUGGGAUACCGCCGUUUCCAAAAUCAGCCGAGACUUCUAUACAAGAAGCCAGACACCAAAGCUACAUGGUGCCAAAAGCCAGAAUAUGGAAGUUCUUGAUUCCCUCCUCGAUAUGCUGUCAAACAAAGACUCAAUAAGCGAUACAGACGACGAAGACGCGCUUGAAUCAGAUUAUCCCACGCCGCCGGUUACAAGUAGGCAUGAUGAGGCGCUACCAAUUUUCAUGACCGCGAAAAGGAAUCUGCGGGAAGACAAUAGCCUUUUCAAAUAUUGGGUCGGCCUAGCUCUCGUGCAGCUGGGCGAGUCAGAAGAAGCAGAACCGCUUCUUCAAGAUGCUGUUUCAUCAUCGAAUCCGGUCAUGAGAAUUGCUGAACACCGGCAAUGGCAGAUACUUUGGCUCGGCCGUUCCCUUUUUAACCAGGUGAAAUAUGACGAAGCCGAAGAUAUGUUCAGACGAGGCAUUUCCGAAGGGCAAUCUCCACCAAAUUCCGCAACUUUGUGUAACACCUUUUGGGUAGCAAGAACGCUUUUCUGCCAGGAACGGUAUGAAGAUGCGGCACAGCUGUUUAUCUGGAGUGCUGAUGAGCGAAGGAAAAGACCCGAGAAGAUGACUCGUGGGUUUUCCUUGUAUGGAUCAUUCGCCGGAAUCGCCUGUGUCUUCUCGCAGAAGUACGCUUUAGCCGAAGAGACUCUCAAGAAGCAUCUGGAGUUCAUUCAGAGAACACUCAAAGGCGUCACUAGCGCGGAAAUGAACACGCGGGUGUGGCUGUGCAGGGCGCUGAAAUUACAAGAGAGGUAUCUCGAAGCCGAAUCAAUACUUCGACCCGUCAUUCAACAGCUGAAAGAUCUGGAACUUCUCGACUUUACUGGUGAAAGCCUAUAUGAGACUGCAAGCACAGAGUCCGACAACGGAAGCGACUAUAGAGGAAGCUCGGAAGAGACAUCUAGUGACAUAGGGGAAGAAAGCACUUCUGAAGAAGACUUCACUGGCAGCGAUGGCGAGGAAGACGACGACGUCGGCAACUACAUGGAUCAGGACGAGGACGAUGCAAGCCAACAUGGCAAACAAGUUAGUAGAGUAGCUAACCCUUACAUUUACAGCGGUCGUUAUGCUUAUGACUAUGAGGAGGAUGGGUACGACAUAUCCUGGGACUAUCGGGAAAUAGGUGAAGAGCUCUGCAGAAAUGGCCACCCAGUCCUGGCCAAAGAAGUCUUUGAUCUUCUCGGGAUUGAUGCAGAGGAAAGGGCAGAAGCAGAUUGA